AUGGCACAGAAAUUGUUCUGCACUGCAACACACACAGCCGAUGAUUCCAUUAAAAAAGAAGAUCAUCAAAUUGAACUCAAACUCAAAGAGCUGAUCAUAAACAUUCCACCGGAGCCAAAGGAGCCUCCUCGUUGGCCUGACUGCUGUAUCUACAGGGUUCCCAAGAGACUUCGCGAGCUCAGAGAAGAGGCCUACACCCCUCGUCUCGUUUCUAUCGGUCCUUUUCAUUGCAAGAAAAAAGAUCAGUUUAAGGACAUGGAGCAACAAAAAGUCAGAUAUUUUUGGUCUUUCUGUAAACGUACUGGGAAAAGCAGCAAGGAUCUUGCAUGCAUCAUCGAGCGCGAUGAAAAUAAAAUCCGCCAGCGCUAUUCAGAGAACUUUGAUGGUAUACUCCGUGAAGACUUUGUAACGAUGAUUCUACUGGAUGCUAUCUUUAUACUUGAGCUCUUCCUCAGGAAAUCUGAUAGUAAAAAUCAUGAAGAAGAUUAUAUAUUAAGCCAACCGUGCAUGGAACGCGGCAUACAGCAUGACCUGCUUCUACUCGAGAAUCAGCUUCCUUUCUUUGUUCUUGAGCAGUUAUACCAAAAUGGGGAACCCAAUACAGAAAAGCCAACUGUUCUUGACCUCUCUUAUAGGUUUUUUGGUGAUCUCUAUACUCGUAAUUGGCAGCCAAAUCAGCCCAAGAAGUGUGAAAAUCAUGUAAAGCAGUGUUUCACAGAUUUGGUGCGAUGCGGUUGCCCUCGACAAGAACACCAAAAAGCAACCUCACCAGUACACCCCAAACCCCAGCAUUUCACAGAUUUGGUGAGACUUUUUUUCUUUCCACCCGAACCCGAACAUGGCAUGUGCACUGAUGGUUUCCGUCCAAACCAAGAACAAGAAGACGAAAAUAAGAAACCCGAACCCAAGCUUUCCAUGUGCUCAGAUUGUUUCCGCCCAGACCAAGAACAAGAAGACGAAAAUAAAAGACAAGGCACGGUUCAACGAAAUAAACACCUACUUGGUACCGCAACAAAGCUUGACGAGGCAGGGUUGAAAUUCACUAGGCCAGAUUCAAAAAGACAUUUACUUGAAAUACAAUUUCGGGAGAAUAUCUGCUUAGAAAUGUUCCCGUGCUUCAAUCUCUCAUGGCUCUUGUCUUGCUUACCAUGCCUGAAAAGCACUUGCUUGGUCGAUAUGCAACGUUUCUUGGAAGUCCCACCCCUUCUGUUAGACGACAAAACCGAAGGUCUUUUCCGAAACCUCAUGGCCUUGGAGCAGUGCCAUUAUCCAAAUGAAACUUACGUCUGCGAUUACUUUGUGUUGUUGGAUGAUCUUAUCACAACUAAAGAAGAUGUAAGGUUGCUUGUUGAAAAGAAGAUCAUUGUUAACGAGUUAGGUUCCAGCACUGCAGUGACGAAUCUGGUUAACAACCUCGCCCUGGAGAUUGAAGAAAAUGGAAGCCAUUACACCGAGCUCUGUGGAAAGCUUAAUAAGUACUACGAAAGCAAUUGGAAUCGUCUGGUGGGAACGUUGACUCGGGUGUAUUUCUCAGACAUUUUUAAAGGCACUGCUACUAUUGUUGGAAUUAUUGUCCUGCUUCUCACUUUGUGGAAUUUCCACAGGCUCCUUAGAUUGAGUGCUGCCAACAUCGGCAAGUUCUAGAUUUGAACCAUUUCAUGUGGCAAUGUUUGUUCGAGUGCUAUAUAUAUAAACUGCUAGCUAGCUAGUAGAUGCGUGUAGCAGUGGUUUGCAUAUAGAACUAUUUGUAUUUUGGAAGUUUAUGACUGGUUUAACAUGGAUCAGUGGAGAGUCUGUCCGUCUGUGAUCUGUGUGUAUUGCAGCAAAUUACCAGCGAAUAAAGCCAGAUGCAGUUGCAUGGCA
Molecule: messenger RNA, 1863 nt
Organism: Carya illinoinensis
Lineage: Eukaryota; Viridiplantae; Streptophyta; Magnoliopsida; Fagales; Juglandaceae
Product: UPF0481 protein At3g47200-like
Exons: 1
Coding region: 1-1644 (547 amino acids)
Source: RefSeq, a predicted model, not a curated record